This is a messenger RNA of Camelina sativa (false flax), 495 nucleotides long. The record is from RefSeq and is a predicted model, not a curated record. Lineage: Eukaryota; Viridiplantae; Streptophyta; Magnoliopsida; Brassicales; Brassicaceae.
CACUCACAUAGAUAUCAAGAAGAAGAAGAAAAAAAAAACUAGUCAACUAUCAUUCGAAUUGUCAUUUAAACAGUUAUGAAAAUGUCAUCGCCUUUGACAAUCCUUUUCAUCUUUCUAUCUUUGAUCAUGAUCAACCACCUCUAUGUGGUGAGUUCCACAACAUGGUGUAUAGCAACUCUGACUGCGACGAAUGCGCAGCUACAAGAUAAUAUUAAUUUUGCAUGUAGUCAAGGAGUUGAUUGUAGGCCAAUCAAACCAGGGGGAUCCUGCUUCGUCCCCGAUACUCUUGUAAAUCAUGCAUCAUAUGUGAUGAAUGCUUAUUAUCAGAGCCACGGUCGAACCACAGAGGCUUGUAGUUUUAAAAAUACGGGCACAUUUGCUGCUACUGAUCCUAGUUAUGGAAGUUGUGUGUAUGGAUCUUAAAAAUAUUAAAUUGGCUCUAAUUUAUAUGCAUGAUAAAUAACUGAAUAAAUAAAAUCAUGAUUUUAAAUUUUU